CCCUCCUCCUCCCAUCCAAAUCAUUCGAUUGAUGUGCCACAUCUAUUUAUAGAUUAGCACACACUCUUGUGUCACACUCUCUCGGCUGUCAUAGUUCUUCACAAUCAUUAAUUUGUACUAGUACAUUGCGGGAAUACCAUUCAUCAGUAGAGAAAACCUUCCUUCUACUUGCUAAAAUGGAAGGAAGAACCAGGGACGGCCAUCCGGGGAUUAGUCAGCCAAGAUAUCGAGGUGUACGACAGCGAAAAUGGGGGAAAUGGGUGUCCGAAAUCCGGGAGCCUGGUAAGAAGACAAGAAUUUGGCUUGGGAGUUAUGAGAUGCCUGAAAUGGCCGCGGCGGCAUAUGAUGUGGCAGCAUUACACCUUAGAGGACGUGGGGCUCAACUAAACUUUCCAGAAAUGGUGGAUAGUUUGCCCCGGCCGGCGAGCUCUAGCACUGAGGAUGUGCAAAUGGCAGCACAAGAGGCGGCUUUGCUGUUUCGGAGACCGAUAAAAUGUUCAGAGGGAGUAAGUGGUAGCUCUAGUGGCGGCGGGGGCAGUUUAGGUCCUGUUAGGGUUGGGUUGUCACCAAGCCAAAUUCAAGCUAUAAAUGAGGCACCACUGGACUCACCAAAAAUGUGGAUGGAGUUAGCUGGGGCUCUUCUGUUGGAUGAGCCUGUGGCUAUGGGUGAUGAUAUUGAUGUCGAACUCAGUGAUGAGUGGGGUGAAAUGGAGCAUGAGCAUGACUCCAUUUGGGAUUAUUAAUCAUAUACAAACUAUUUUUUUUGCGGUACUAUAUACUAUAUACUAUAUUUUUAUUUUUAUUAUUAUAAUUAUUACUAUCAUAGUUAUAUAUAAUGACAAAUUGAUUAUACCAACUUGUGUAAUAAUGGAAUUGCCUACCUUAAAAUCUAUCUAAUUUCUUGAAUAUGAUAGAGUCAAUAAGCUUAAUUAAGCCUUCUGCAUCUUUUUUUUUCCUUCUGGUAGAGGGAGUUCUGGUCAUUGUGGCUGCUUUUUGACAACAUCGGGCUCUAUUAAUGCAUUAAGAGAGUUGAAUGUCUUCACCGGCAGAGGAUUCGAAAGAGAGCCCGAAAUGUGUUCUAUUUCCUUUAAAUUUGCACAAAGUGCCAUUUUUUUCUCUCAUUGUAAACGAAAACAAUGUCUUUAAUGAAUCUAGCUAGCUUCUUCCA
Populus trichocarpa (black cottonwood) is the source of this 1168-nucleotide messenger RNA. Its product is annotated as ethylene-responsive transcription factor ERF022. Gene Ontology annotation, biological process: regulation of DNA-templated transcription. The record is from RefSeq and is a predicted model, not a curated record. Lineage: Eukaryota; Viridiplantae; Streptophyta; Magnoliopsida; Malpighiales; Salicaceae. The coding region runs from base 177 to 743 and encodes 188 amino acids. Gene Ontology annotation, molecular function: DNA binding; DNA-binding transcription factor activity. The transcript has a single exon.